AUGCCUGUGUGGACCGUUGGGGAACCGGGCACAGGGGGCUUUAGCUUCGGCCAACCCACUACAGCAGCCCCUACACCUGGAUUUGGUAUGCCGGCCUCCACCACGGCACCCGCGGGUGGCGGUUUCACUUUUGGAAAUGCGGCUCAACCCAGUGCCAACCCUACCGGCGGCUUUUCCUUUGGUACCCCUGCCAAAAGCACCGCUUCUGGAGGUGGCUUCUCAUUUGGCACUACUACAGGCUCGUUUGGCCUGGCCCCAGCCCCUCAGACGACUACAGGGAUGACUCUAGGCUCCACUACUGCUCCUGCUGCGGGUGCAGGGUUCACCAUGGGUGGUGGUCUGUCCGCGCAGACCCCCGCUGCUGCACCCACCGGAGGAGGGUUCAGUUUUGGGGCAACUCCUCAGACCCAACAACCAGCGGCUGCUCCGGCUGUGACCUCGUCAACUGCAGGCUUUGGCGGCUUCAGCUUUGGCACCAAAGGACAGGCUACUACAGCUGCAGCUCCUACCACUGCCACAGGAGGAGGCUUUACAUUUUUAUCUACUGCCCCUUCUACCCUAACCCUUGGCAGCCAGCCAGCUGCUCCAACAGCAGCUACCACCACCACCGCACCACCACAACCUGCAGACUUUUCUCUGGGCAUCAAACCAUCCACCACGCCUGCUCCUCCAGCCAUCACCCAGGUAGCUCCAUCCGCCGCUGCCUCGCUGUUCUCCCUCACCACACCUGCCUCUAGUGCCGCUCCCACUCUGGGUACUGGGUUUGCUCUGCCCAUUGCUCCAACUUCUAUAGCAGCCAGCGCUGCGUCAGCCACUACAACGGCAGCUGGAGGCUUAUCGUUGAUGCUGAAACCUUUGGGAGCUGCUACCACCGCUGCUACUUCCACCGCUGCUGCUGCUGCAGCACCUACUGCUAGUGCUCCUGCUGCAGCAGCAGCUGUCACAGUUGGGGCCACUCCUGGCUUUACACUGGGGCUCAAACCCACCACAAGCAUAGCUGCAACUACAUCCGCAGCUGCUAUCCCCAGCACUACUACCACUGCUGCUCCUCCAGUGAUGACGUAUGCCCAACUAGAGGGUCUCAUCAACAAGUGGAGUCUAGAGCUGGAGGAUCAAGAGAGACACUUCCUGCAGCAGGCCACUCAAGUGAACGCCUGGGACCGCAUGCUAGUGGAAAACGGUGAGAAGAUAACAUCACUUCACAAAGAGAUGGAAAAGGUGAAGUUGGACCAGAGGCGCCUCAACCAGGAGCUGGAUUUCAUCUUGUCCCAGCAGAAGGAGCUGGAGGACCUUCUGUGCCCCCUGGAGGAGUCCGUGAAAGAGCAGAGUGGAACCAUUUACAUGCAGAAUGCAGAUGAAGAGCGCGAGAGGACCUACAAGCUAGCAGAGAAUGUGGACGCUCAGCUAAAAAGGAUGUCUCAGGAUCUGAAGGAGAUCAUCGAGCACUUGAACACAUCCAGUGGCCCCGCUGACACCAGUGAUCCGCUUCAACAGAUUUGCAAAAUCCUCAAUGCGCACAUGGAUUCACUGCAGUGGGUUGAUCAAAAUUCAGUUCUAUUGCAGAGAAGAGUUGAAGAGGUAUCCAAAAUGUGUGACAACCAGCGCAAGGAGCAGGAGAAAACAUUCCGUUUAACAUUUGACUAA
Messenger RNA from Knipowitschia caucasica, 1644 nucleotides. NCBI's taxonomy places the organism in Eukaryota, Metazoa, Chordata, Actinopteri, Gobiiformes, Gobiidae. The record is from the annotation of a GenBank genome assembly.